Messenger RNA from Ictalurus furcatus (blue catfish), 2838 nucleotides. RefSeq names its product replication factor C (activator 1) 4 (gene rfc4). The transcript is spliced from 12 exons. Lineage: Eukaryota; Metazoa; Chordata; Actinopteri; Siluriformes; Ictaluridae. The coding region runs from base 1619 to 2695 and encodes 358 amino acids. Gene Ontology annotation, biological process: DNA-templated DNA replication; DNA repair. Gene Ontology annotation, molecular function: ATP hydrolysis activity; DNA clamp loader activity; DNA binding. The record is from RefSeq and is a predicted model, not a curated record. Gene Ontology annotation, cellular component: nucleus; DNA replication factor C complex.
CCCUGAGCGUCUUGCUACGCGAACGAAGAGGUCGCAGACCAAACCAAUCGAUCACCGAAAUGAUCUGAAAGGGAACAUCGCGAUCCCCGAGCGACAGAUCUGGCUCCAUCAUCUACACAAAAAUACACGAACUCAACGCGUUUAGGAAGCUGCUGGCUGAUUCGAAUCUGUACAAACUAAAAAAAAAUUAAAAAUUUUCAAUGAUAUAUACCUCCCAAGGGUUUAGAUGGUGGUUUAGAUGUUAACAAGAAAUGCUUCACACCUCCAGGGAUGCAUGUUCUCCGCGUGUUUCAAGGGUUUCAUCCGGGUAGUCCGGUUUAAUCCCACAGUCCAAAGACUUGAAGGCUGAUUUCCAAACUGUCCGUAGUGAAUGUGUGUGCGCGAUUGUGCCCUGCGAGACGGGUUGGCACCCCGUCCAGACCGGUUGGUGUCCCCGUAUUGUGCCCGAGUUCCCUGGGAUAGGCUCCGACACGACCCUGUGUAGGAUAAGCUACAUAAGGUAUGGAAAAGGGAUGGAUAGAUGGAUAUACCAAAGAACCAAAUAAUAUACCUAGAUAAAAGACUGUGCUGGCGUGCUGUUAUAGGAACAUGAUCAAUGACAGGAUGGUGUGAUGAAGCAGAGUUAUUAAUCAACAACAUAUAUGAGUGAUGACUUGGGUUAAACAUUUUUGUUUUUGGCAGGGGGGUAGGGGUGUUCACUGUUAAGAAUUCAACAGUGUUGUGGUCCAUCCAUCUAUUCCUUUUCUAUACCGCUUAUCCUACAGGGUCGCAGGGAACCUGGAGCCUAUCCCACAAGGCGGGGUACACCCUGGACAGGGUGACAAUCCAUCGCAGGGCACAAUCACAUACACAUUCACACACCCAUUCGUACACUACGGACACUUUGGAAAUGCCUUUUGGAUCAGCCUACCGUGUAUGCACAGGGUAGGAGUUGCAAUCGAACCCGCAACCCUGGAGGUGUGAGGCUAACCACUAAGCCACCGUGCGCCCAAGUGUUAUGGUAUAUACAUGUUAUAUAUAGUUUAUACAUAUUACACAUUCAGUCCAGACCCCAUGAGCAAACAUUUUACUAUUUCUUAUCUUCAGUAACCACUUUAUCUUGGCAGGCUUCAUGGUGGAUCCAGAGCCUAUCCUGGAAAUACUGGUCAUGAUGUGGGAAUGCAUCCUGGACAGGAGAGUGUAGUCCAUCACAGGGCUCCAUGCACGCACAUUCACACCUUUAAUAUGCAAUUCUUAGCCCACAGGUUCCCAACCCCUUGCCCUGCACAUUUUAAUGUUAUUGUUUGUUUUACCAGCUCCCGACACACCUGAUUUAACUAAUCAGCCAAUCCACCUACUGGCAUGUUUAUGGGAGGAAACCAGAGACCCCAGGGGAAACUCACACAGACACAGUGAGACCAUGCUAAACUCCAGACUGGCAGUAACCCAACAUCAGGAUUGAACCAAGGACCCUGGAGCUGUGAAAAAGCAACGCUACCCCGCACCAAUACGAUGCCUGCUUUCAAAAGCAUUAUAAUUUCCCUUCACCGGAACUAAGACGCCCUGAACCUGUUCCACAAAGCGAGGAGCUCCAUGGAGUCUUAAGUGACAUUUUAUCCAUAAAAUCCAGGAGAAAAACAUGCAGGCUUUUCUGAAAGGAUCUACACAAGGUGUUAAACCGCAGAAGGACAAAGCUACAGCUUCGAGCAGUGGAGAGAAUAAGCGACAGAAACCAGUGCCAUGGGUGGAGAAAUACAGACCUAAGUGCGUGGAUGAAGUCGCCUUUCAAGAGGAGGUCGUUGCAGUUUUGAAGAAAUCGCUAGAGGGCGCUGAUCUCCCAAAUCUUCUGUUUUAUGGCCCACCUGGAACAGGAAAGACUUCCACUAUUCUUGCUGCUGCCAGAGAGCUUUAUGGUCCAGAGCUUUACCGACAGAGAGUGCUGGAGCUGAACGCCUCGGAUGAGAGAGGGAUUCAGGUGAUCCGGGAGAAAGUGAAGAAUUUUGCUCAGCUCACGGUGGCUGGUACGCGGACAGAUGGGAAAUCAUGUCCUCCGUUUAAAAUCAUAAUUCUGGACGAGGCGGAUUCUAUGACCGGUGCGGCCCAGGCCGCGCUCAGACGCACCAUGGAGAAGGAGUCACGCACGACCCGCUUCUGCCUCAUCUGUAACUACGUCAGCAGAAUCAUUGAGCCUUUGACGUCCCGCUGCUCCAAAUUCCGCUUCAAACCCCUCACCAACGAGGUCCAGCAGGAGCGUCUGCUGGAAAUCUGUGCGAAGGAGAAUCUCAAAUACAGCAAAGAGGGGAUUGACGCGCUGGUCAAAGUGUCGGAGGGAGAUCUCCGGAAAGCUAUAACGCUCCUGCAGAGCACGGCCAGGUUCGGCGCGGAGAAAGAGAUCACGGAGAGCCUCGUCAUAGAGAUCGCAGGGGUGGUUCCACCCAAAGUGAUUGAAAAUCUGCUUCAGACCUGCUACAAAGGCAACUUUGAAAAAUUAGAGGUUGCCGUGAAGAAUUUGGUAGAUGAAGGCUACGCUGCUACACAGAUCCUCAGCCAGUUCCAUGACGUUAUUAUAGAGGAGAAACUGGGUGAUAAACAGAAGUCUGUCAUCACUGAAAAGAUGGCUGUUGUCGAUAAGUGCUUGGUGGACGGAGCUGAUGAAUACUUGCAGCUGCUGAACCUCUGCUCCGUGAUCAUGCAGCAGGCCACACAGAGCGCCUGAGCUCGCCACGAACCUUCAACACCUGCUCUCUAUCUCAAGUAGAUUUAACUCAUUUUGUACAUUUAAAAAAAAAAAUUGUAAUUAAAAAUGUUUUCUUAUACUUUCUUUGCUUGUUGCAUCUCUGGCUAAUAAAUGUUCGAUGC